AUGUUUUUGGGCGACAUUGUCUCCUUUAAAAAACAACAAAAAUUUCGCGAUGAAAUUUCACUACAUCCUCAAUGGAAUCGUAUCUAUGAUGAAGGUCAUUCAUAUUGGAAUGGUGCUCUUCAAGAUAAUCGAGAUCGUGGCAACCAUGCAUAUUUUUGCCCUAUUGGAUGGAAAAGACAUUCUCUUCAUGUUACUGACAACUUUGACGGCAAGUUUAAAGGUUGGUGUGUUUGUUAUCAUGGUACAAAAUUUGCAUAUGGGUUAUCGAUUUUGUUAAGUGGAUUGAAGUCGGCCAAUGCCAUAGAACAUGGCUCAGGAAUAUAUGUCAGCCCAUCAAUUAUUUAUGUAGCCCAUCCAAGGUAUUCUGAAAUCAAACGAAUUGAGUCAUCAGAUCAAGAGAAGUUCUUUAAAAAAGGUCAAUAUAUCCAAUUUGUAUUACAAUGUCGUGUUCACCCAGAUAGUAUAAAGACAAUAGCACAUGAAACAUUGGAUGCUAGUAAGACUACUAUUGAUUCUAAUAUAAAUAACGAUGUUAUUGAAUGGGUUAUUGGUAUUAAAAACAACGACAUUAUUGAUUUCAAUGAUCCCAAUGCUCCGAUUGUUUGCACUGGACUAAUGAUACGGGUUACAGAUAAUCAUCCUGGUUUAUUAGCUGAAUCGCAAUGGUGGUAUGAAUCACAUCUUUGUAACAGAGGAACUGAUUGUUGUGCGUUGGGUAUUGAUCUUGAAGAAUUAAAAAAGCAAAAAGAAGAGAAUAAGGAAUGUAAUAUUAUUCAUGCAUAA
Messenger RNA from Rotaria sp. Silwood1, 783 nucleotides. The record is from the annotation of a GenBank genome assembly. NCBI's taxonomy places the organism in Eukaryota, Metazoa, Rotifera, Eurotatoria, Philodinida, Philodinidae.